Anopheles darlingi is the source of this 1331-nucleotide messenger RNA. RefSeq names its product eukaryotic translation initiation factor 3 subunit I (gene eIF3i). The record is from RefSeq and is a predicted model, not a curated record. Gene Ontology annotation, cellular component: eukaryotic translation initiation factor 3 complex, eIF3m; cytoplasm. The coding region runs from base 109 to 1092 and encodes 327 amino acids. Gene Ontology annotation, molecular function: RNA binding; protein binding; translation initiation factor activity. The transcript is spliced from 3 exons. Gene Ontology annotation, biological process: cytoplasmic translational initiation. Lineage: Eukaryota; Metazoa; Arthropoda; Insecta; Diptera; Culicidae.
GCUGUUUGCCGAUCUGGCAACCCUUUUCGCAGUUCGCAUUUUCACGAAACACCUCGUCGUCCGCGACAAAUUCCACUUUUCGUCGAAUAAAGGACGUGAGGAUUCAAAAUGAAACCCUUGAUGCUGCAGGGCCACUCGCGUGCCAUCACGCAAAUCAAGUACAACCGAGAGGGCGAUCUGAUUUUCUCGUCCGCCAAGGAUAGCAGCCCCAGCGUCUGGUACUCAUUGAACGGUGAGCGGCUCGGAACGUACAAUGGACACAUCGGAGCAGUCUGGUGUGUUGACGUUGAUUGGACGACCACACGGCUCAUCACCGGCGCCGGCGACAUGAAAACAUUCUUGUGGGAUGUCGAGACAGGAAAAUCACUUGGAACGAUCCCGUGUGUUUCGCCCGUUCGUACGUGCAACUUCAGCUAUUCUGGCAACCAGGCCUCCUACUCCACCGAUCGCAGUAUGCAGCAGCAGAGUGAGCUGUUCAUUAUCGAUGUACGAAACAUCGAUUCCAGCAUCGGUAGCGCAGAUCCGGUGUUGAAGCUGACGAUGGGUGAGCAGCAGAGCAAAAUCACGUCGAUGCUGUGGGGCGCUCUCGAUGAAACCGUCAUCACGGGACACGAGAACGGCUCGAUUCGUAUCUGGGAUUUGCGCGCGGUCAAGGAGCUGAACUCGGUCAAUGAUCACACGGCGAAUAUCACCGAUAUGCAGAUGUCGCACGAUGGCACUAUGUUCAUCUCCUCGUCGAAGGACACAACGGCGAAACUGUUCGAUUCCGAGUCGCUGGUAUGCUUGAAGACGUACAAAACCGAGCGACCGGUGAACUCGGCCGCAAUCAGCCCACUGUACGAGCAUGUCGCGCUCGGUGGUGGACAGGAUGCGAUGGAAGUGACGACGACCUCGACCCAGGCCGGAAAGUUCGAUUCCCGAUUCUUCCAUCUGGUGUACGAAGAGGAGUUUGCGCGCGUGAAGGGCCACUUUGGGCCGAUCAACAGCUUGGCUUUCCAUCCGGACGGCAAAAGCUUCACCACCGGCGGAGAGGAUGGUUUUGUGCGUGUCCAGGUAUUCGAUUCAUCGUACUUCGAGUUCCAGCUGGAGUAGACGGUAUCGUCGCUGCGUGUCGUCAUCUAAUCUUAGUGUGGCUGUCGUACGUGUGUGCUUCGUAUUCUGCGGACGAUAAACGGUGUGAGAAGGCGCAAGUUAAGUGCAAGUGGAACGGACGGACGGAGAACCAGUAGGCGAACAUCAUCUUCUGGGAAGUGCCGUGCACGCCACGCUGCUGGAAAUCAUGUCCGGCGGUUCCGUGUGUAGGGUAUUUUCGAAACGAAAUAAAUGUAGGA